AUGAAACCUUUAAGACUACGGUUGCAUGUUCGAGAUCACAAUGUGGUUAUGGACAAUGGCAUUCUUAGAGUCACAUUAUCAAAACCAGAUGGCAUUGUGACUGGAAUUAGGUAUAAUGGCAUCGACAAUCUGCUUGAAGUCCUCAAUGAAGAAUCAAAUAGAGGCUACUGGGACCUUGUUUGGAGUCCAGCAGGAAGUACUGUAACAACAGGAACAUUUGAACGGAUCAGUGGAACAUAUUUUAAAGUUGUAGUAGAAUCUGAGGAACAGGUAGAACUCUCAUUCUCGAGAACAUGGGAUACCUCGGUCGAAGGCAAGCUUGCUCCAUUAAAUAUAGACAUAAGGUUCGUAAUGCUUCGCGGUUGCUCCGGCUUCUAUUCAUAUGCCAUUUACGAGCAUUUGGAGGGAUGGCCCGGUUUUAAUCUUGACGAAACAAGAAUUGCAUUUAAGCUUCGGAAAGACAAGUUUCACUAUAUGGCCAUGACAGAUAACAGGCAACGGUAUAUGCCCUUACCAGAUGAUCGUUUACCGGGACGAGGCCAACAAUUGGCAUAUCCCGAAGCCGUCCUUCUUGUGAAUCCUGUGGAGCCAGAAUUUAAAGGAGAGGUGGAUGAUAAGUAUCAGUAUUCGUGCGAGAACCAGGAUCUCAAACUUCACGGCUGGAUAUGUAUGGAUCCACCUGUUGGGUUUUGGCAGAUCAGUCCUAGCAGCGAGUUCCGAUCAGGAGGACCUCUCAAACAAAAUCUUACUUCGCAUGUUGGCCCAACUACUCUCGCUAUGUUUAUUAGUGCACACUAUGCCGGGAUCGAUCUAGUGCCUAAAUUUGGGGAAGGUGAGCCCUGGAAGAAAGUCUUCGGUCCAGUUUUCAUGUAUCUAAAUUCUAAUAUGGAAGGUGACGACCCGCUUUCUCUCUGGGAGGACGCAAAGAAUCAGGUGUUGGAAGAAGUUCAAAGUUGGCCAUACAGUUUUCCAGAAUCUGAAGAUUUUCCACCUUCAGCUAAACGGGGCAAUGUUAGUGGCCUAUUAUUAGUCAAAGACAGGUAUAUUAGUGAUAAUUAUGUUCCAGCAAGAGGUGCAUAUGUAGGCUUGGCUCCACCGGGAGUUGAAUCUUGGCAAAGAGAAUGCAAGGACUAUCAAUUCUGGACAAGAGCAGAUGAAGAAGGCUAUUUUUCCAUAAAUGACAUCCGUACCGGGGACUAUAGUCUCUAUGCAUGGGUACCGGGAUUCAUAGGAGAUUAUUUAAAUAAUGAUUCUAUUACCAUAACAUCAGGUUGCUUCAUUGAUAUUGGCAACCUUGUCUAUGAGCCCCCGAGAAAUGGACCAACCUUGUGGGAAAUCGGCAUCCCUGAUCGUUCUGCUAGAGAAUUUUACAUCCCAGAUCCCAACGAUAAGUAUAUCAACAAACUUUAUGUCAAUCAUCCCGACAGGUUUAGACAGUAUGGAUUAUGGGAAAGAUACACGGAGUUGUAUCCUAACGGUGAUUUGGUCUAUACGAUUGGUCAGAGCGAUUACACGAAAGAUUGGUUUUUUGCACAAGUUACCAGGAAAAAUGAUGAGAAAACAUACCAAGGCACUACAUGGCAGAUUAAGUUUAAUCUAGACAUGAUCAACCCAAGUGGAACGUAUAAAUUGAGAUUGGCUCUUGCAUCUGCAGCUCAAGCCGAAUUAGAGGUACGAGUGAAUAUUUCAGACCAAAACCCGCCACUAUUUUCGAGUGGAAUAAUAGGAAGUGAUAACGCAAUAGCCAGACAUGGGAUUCAUGGUCUCUAUUGGCUCUUUAAUAUCGACAUAAGGGGUACUCUACUCGUUCAAGGGAACAACACAAUUUAUUUGACACAAGCAAACGCCACAGGCCCUUUCCAGGGGAUCAUGUAUGAUUAUAUUCGUUUCGAAGGCCCACAGAUUGAAGGGAAGAUUUAA
Messenger RNA from Fraxinus pennsylvanica, 1920 nucleotides. The record is from the annotation of a GenBank genome assembly. Lineage: Eukaryota; Viridiplantae; Streptophyta; Magnoliopsida; Lamiales; Oleaceae.